Psammomys obesus (fat sand rat) is the source of this 480-nucleotide messenger RNA. Its product is annotated as sperm acrosome-associated protein 5-like. Gene Ontology annotation, cellular component: sperm flagellum; acrosomal vesicle. Gene Ontology annotation, biological process: fusion of sperm to egg plasma membrane involved in single fertilization. Lineage: Eukaryota; Metazoa; Chordata; Mammalia; Rodentia; Muridae. The transcript is spliced from 4 exons. Gene Ontology annotation, molecular function: lysozyme activity. The record is from RefSeq and is a predicted model, not a curated record. Bases 1 to 480 code for a protein of 159 amino acids.
AUGCAGGCCUGGGGCCCUGUAGUAGUGACCUUUGCCACACUGUUCGUUGUCACUGUUGAUGCCAAGAUUUAUGAACGCUGUGAGCUGGCAAGGAAGCUGGAGAAGGCUGGCCUCAAUGGCUUCAAAGGCUACACUGUUGGAGACUGGCUGUGUGUGGCACACUAUGAGAGUGGCUUUGACACCUCUUUUGUGGACCACAAUCCAGAUGGCAGCAGUGAAUAUGGCAUUUUCCAGCUGAACUCUGCCUGGUGGUGUAACAAUGGUGUCACACCCACCCAGAACCUCUGCCACAUGAAUUGUAAUGACCUGCUCAACCACCAUAUUCUGGAUGACAUCAUGUGUGCCAAGAAGGUUGUAUCCUCACGUAAGAGUAUGAAGGCCUGGGAUUCUUGGACUCGGCACUGUGCUGGUCAUGAUUUAUCUGACUGGCUCAAGGGGUGUGAUGUGCAUCUGAAAACUGUCCCAAGCAAUAUUGGGUAG